AUGAUUGUAGAAUCUUGUUCAUCAUCAUCAUCAACUUCAUUAUUGUCUAUUAAUCAUCGUACACAAAAAUAUUUAAAAAAUCGUUUUCAUAUAUCUAUGAAUAAACCAAGUAUAAAACAAAAUAAUCAUUUAAGUACAAAUGAAAAUCGUACAGAUGAUGAUUAUGGUGGUGGUGGUGGUGGUGGAAAUUCUGAAAUUUCUUCUAAAAUAACAAAUGGUGAUAAUCGUAAAUCUCGUUCAAAUCAUAAUCGAGGAAAUGAUCCAACACGUUGGUGGCUUGUUCAUUUUAUUCAACGUGUUAUUGCUGAUCCAAAACGUACAUUAACUCGAAGCCGUAGUGCAACAGAUGCAACACGUUUUCUUCGUCAUAUUCAAACACGUAUAUCACCAGCUAUUAAAUGUGAUUCUGUUUAUGAAGAAUCAUCAACAAAUACAAAAAGACAUAAUAAUAAUUGUGAUCAAAAUCAAAUAUCUAUUUAUACUCGAAUGCGUUCUCAAUCAGUACCAAUUAAUAGUGUUUGCAGUUCAAAUCAUCAAUUAUUAUCUUUACAACGUCAAUCUGAAACAUUUACACGUUCAUCAUCUGUACAUGAUUUACAUCGACAUGAAGUAUUUCGUGCAAAUGAAUUAGAUUUUGGUCCUAUUAUUGGACAAGGUUUUUAUGGUAUUGCACGAACAGUUACUUUAAGAAAAACUGGUCAGAUAAUGGUUAUGAAAGAAACAAAAACAUUUGAUAAAGAAGCUCAAAAAAUUUUUGUUAAAGAAGUACAAGUUCUUAAACGUUUAAAACAUCCAAAUGUUCUUAAUUUUAUGGGUCUUUUACUUGAUAAAGAUAAUCAAAUGUGUUUUCUUGUUGAUUAUAUUGCCGGUGGUACAUUAAAAAAUAUUAUUCAUGAUUUAUCUAUUCCAUUAACAUGGUUACAACGUUUACGUUAUGCUAAAGAUAUAGCUGCCGGAAUGGAAUAUCUUCAUUCAUGUAAUAUAAUUCAUCGUGAUUUAAAUAGUUCAAAUUGUCUAGUUAAAUCUAAUGGACAAGUUGUUGUUGCUGAUUUUGGUUUAUCAAGAAUAAAUCUUGAUGAUGAUGAUGAUUAUAUAACAACACAAAUUAAUGAUGGUACAUCAGGAUCAUUUAGACGUGAACAACGAAGUACAAGUACAACAAUAACAUCGAAUGGUAAUAUUGUUGUUGUUCGACCUAAAACUCGUCGACAAUUAUUACGAGAUCGACAACGAUAUACAGUUGUUGGUUCUCCUUAUUGGAUGGCACCUGAAAUGUUAAAAGGUCAAUGUUAUGAUGAACGUGUAGAUAUAUUUUCUUUUGGUAUCAUGCUUUGUGAAAUUAUUGGUCGUGUACAAGCUGAUCCUGAUUAUUUACCACGUACACAAGAUUUUGGUUUAAAUGUACAUUUAUUUAAUCAGAAAUAUUGUAGUAAAGAUUGUCCAAAACAAUUUAUUGCUAUUGCUAUUGCUUGUUGUGACAUAAAUCCUGAUUCAAGACCUGCUUUUUGUGUAUCUCAUCCAUGGCUUGAAGCACUUGCAUUAAGUGUUGAAACGGGCAUAUGUCUAUCUUCAAAUUCAAAUGGAGAUAAUGCUUCUUAG
Molecule: messenger RNA, 1599 nt
Organism: Rotaria sp. Silwood1
Lineage: Eukaryota; Metazoa; Rotifera; Eurotatoria; Philodinida; Philodinidae
Source: the annotation of a GenBank genome assembly